AUGCCCUAUGCCUCAUUUUCGUCCACGGCCGACCUCAGGGCCGCGGUCAACCUGUGGUGCACCGACGAGUCGGCGGCCCUCGCACGGUAUGGCCACAUUUCGGGGUGGGACGUUGGGGCCAUCACGGACAUAGCGGGUCUGUUCUGCGCUGAGUCGUGGUGCCCGAAUGUAUACGUGGGCUCGUCUCCGACAGGCAAGGAAACGUGCAACCCAGACAUCUCGGCUUGGAACGUGUCGGCGGUCAGAGACAUGAGCAAUACGUUCAGAGGCGCCUCCGCCUUCAACCAGAACAUCGGGCCGUGGGUUACGUCGGGGGUCACCGAGAUGCUGUGCAUGUUCCAAGGCGCCGCCUCCUUCGACCAGGACAUCGGGUCGUGGGACACGUCGGCUGUAACUCGCAUGUGGGCGACGUUUUAUGGUGCCUCCUCCUUCAACCAGGACAUCGGGUCCUGGGACACAUCGGCUGUGACCACCAUGAACUCCAUGUUCGGCGGCGCCUCCUCCUUCGACCAGGACAUCGGGUCGUGGAACGUGUCGGCGGUCACCAUUAUGAGCGGCAUGUUCUGGAACGCCAUCGCCUUCGACCAGGACAUCGGGUCGUGGGACGUGUUGGCGGCCACCGACAUGAGCGGCAUGUUCGCACUCGCCUCCUCCUUCAACCAGAACAUCGGGCCGUGGGUAACGUCGGCGGUCACCGUGAUGGUGGGCAUGUUCCGAGACGCCGCCUCCUUCGACCAGGACAUCGGGUCGUGGGACACGUCGGCGGUCACCAAUAUGGUCGAGAUGUUCGACCGCGCCACCUCCCUCAGUGACUGCAACAAGGCGCUCAUCUACGCCAGCUUUGUGAAGCAGACGAGCGCGUGGCCCGACGCCUACGACUGGAGCUCGUUUGCGGGCGCCAUCGAGCCGAGGGUUUCCACAAUCUUGGAGCGCGACCCGAGCAUCUCCGAGGCGGCGCACGACUACGAGAAGAUGAACAUCGCAACGCCCAAGCAGCUCACCUACGUCGGCGCCGCCGAAAACCGGCGCGGCAUCACCAACUUCAUGUGCGUCGACGAGAAGGUCGUCCUGCUCCGCAAGCUCAAGGGCCUCGAUGGCAUGCGCGAGGAGGUGGCCGCCUUCGCCGCGUCAGCCGCCGGCCAGGAGCCGGGCGGCUUCCACGGCACCGCCGGGGAGGAGCUCUCCGAGUGCCUCGCGUACGUGCUUGACUCGGAGGCGGGCGCGAGCAGCAUCCACUUCCAGCACGGGUUGAUGCGCGAUUGCGACGCUAACGGCCAGCUGUUGCCAGAGCGCAUCAAGUGGGUCAACGGCCGCGGCGUUGGCGGCAAGCGCCUCGCCGACUUCUUCGACGACGAGCGCGUCCAGAAGUCGGGUGUAAAGAUCGAGCACGUCGCUGCGCUCCGCCUCUACACCACCGCCGCAUUCGCCCACAUCAACGACCCACUGCGCGACAUGGAGCGGCGCAAGGCGGGCAAGCCGCACCCGCUGCCUAUGAUCGUGACGCUCGUCGAGGAGGCGUGCAAGAAGCUCGGCGCCGCCGAAGCGAUGCAGGCAGACGCGAACCAGCCGAUGGACCUCUUUCGAGGCAUGAAGUCGGUCGAGCUGCCGCCCAACUUCCUGAACGAGGGCGGCGUCGCAGUUGAGUACUCGAUUAGCACGACGUCCGUGAUCCUGCGCAUCGCGACGUCGAGUGCCGUCAAGCGCGGUGUGGGCGUUAAGUGGCUCUCGGCUUUCCCCGCCGAGGAGGAGAUCCUCUUCCCGCCUCUCACCCACAUGCAGGCGGUGGGCACGCUCGAGACGUUCACCCUCGACGGGAACGCGUGGACCAUCGUCACCGUAGAGCCGACGCUGCCUUGA
Emiliania huxleyi CCMP1516 is the source of this 1857-nucleotide messenger RNA. RefSeq lists its product as hypothetical. The coding region runs from base 1 to 1857 and encodes 618 amino acids. NCBI's taxonomy places the organism in Eukaryota, Haptophyta, Isochrysidales, Noelaerhabdaceae. The record is from RefSeq and is a predicted model, not a curated record. The transcript is spliced from 4 exons.